CGGGGGGAGCCGCCGGGGCACCGGCUCGUCGGCGCGCCGCGCUCGCGCCCGGCCCGGGCGAAUGUGGGCAGCGGCGGCCGCGGGGAGCUCGGGAGCCGCGCGCGAUGUGGCAAUGGGAGGCGCGGGGGCUGACUCUGCGGCCGCGGCGGCGGCGGAGCCCGGCGUGUGAGCGCCCGGAGCCGGCGGCCAGCAGCGUCCUCGCCCCCGGAGCGCCCGGGCGCGCGCGGAGCCCGCAGCGCAGGCGGCAGCCCCGGUGCCCGCGGGGCCGGCGGCGGCGGCAACAUGGCCUCGGCGGCUAGCGCUGCCCGGCCCCAGGAGCGCGCGGGCGGCGGCGGCCGGGCCCCGGCGCGGGCGGCGGGCGGCGGGCGACGCCGACGGACCGCGGGGGUGCGCCGCGGCGCCGCGCCGGACCCGGACUAUCUGCACCGGCCCAGCUACUGCGACGCCGCCUUCGCGCUGGAGCAGAUUUCCAAGGGGAAGGCCGCCGGCCGGAAAGCGCCGCUGUGGCUGCGGGCGACGUUUCAGAGACUCUUAUUUAAGCUGGGCUGCUACAUCCAGCGCAACUGCGGCAAGUUCCUGGUGGUGGGCCUGCUCAUCUUCGGCGCCUUCGCCGUGGGGCUCAGGGCGGCCAACCUGGAGACGGACGUGGAGGAGCUGUGGGUGGAAGUUGGUGGACGAGUGAGUCGGGAGUUAAAUUACACUCGCCAGAAGAUUGGAGAAGAGGCGAUGUUCAACCCUCAGCUCAUGAUCCAGACCCCGAGAGAAGAAGGCGCGAACAUCCUGACAGCAGAGGCGCUGCGGCAGCAUCUGGACUCGGCGCUCCAGGCCAGCCGCGUGCACGUGUACAUGUACAACAGGCAGUGGAAAUUGGAACAUUUGUGUUUCAAGUCUGGAGAACUUAUCACAGAGACAGGCUAUAUGGAUCAGAUAAUAGAAUAUCUUUACCCUUGCUUAAUUAUUACGCCUUUGGACUGCUUCUGGGAAGGGGCGAAGCUACAAUCCGGGACAGCAUAUUUACUAGGUAAGCCCCCUCUGCAGUGGACGAACUUUGACCCCUUGGAAUUCCUAGAAGAGUUAAAGAAAAUAAAUUAUCAAGUGGACAGCUGGGAGGAAAUGCUGAAUAAGGCUGAAGUUGGCCAUGGUUACAUGGAUCGACCCUGCCUCAAUCCAGCUGAUCCGGAGUGCCCAGCCACAGCCCCCAACAAAAACGCAACCAAACCCCUUGAUAUAGCCGUUGUUUUGAAUGGUGGAUGUCAUGGAUUAUCGAGGAAGUAUAUGCACUGGCAGGAGGAGCUGAUUGUGGGUGGCACAAUCAAGAACAGCGCUGGGAAGCUGGUCAGAGCCCAGGCCCUGCAGACCAUGUUCCAGCUAAUGACCCCCAAGCAGAUGUACGAGCACUUCAAGGGCUACGACUCUGUCUCCCACAUCAACUGGAAUGAGGACAAGGCGGCCGCCAUCCUAGAGGCCUGGCAGAGGACAUACGUGGAGGUGGUCCACCAGAGCGUCGCCCCCAACUCGACCCAGAAGGUGCUCUCCUUCACCACCACCACCCUGGACGACAUCCUGGAGUCCUUCUCAGACGUCAGCGUCAUCCGCGUGGCCAGCGGCUACCUGCUCAUGCUGGCCUACGCCUGCCUGACCAUGCUGCGCUGGGACUGCGCCCGGUCGCAGGGCGCCGUGGGGCUGGCGGGCGUCCUGCUGGUCGCGCUGUCGGUGGCUGCAGGACUGGGCCUGUGCUCAUUGAUCGGGAUUUCCUUUAACGCUGCAACGACUCAGGUUUUGCCGUUCCUUGCUCUUGGCGUUGGUGUAGACGAUGUUUUUCUCCUGGCACAUGCGUUCAGUGAAACAGGACAGAAUAAAAGAAUACCUUUUGAGGACAGAACUGGGGAGUGUCUGAAGCGCACAGGCGCCAGCGUGGCCCUCACGUCCAUCAGCAACGUCACCGCCUUCUUCAUGGCCGCGCUGAUCCCCAUCCCUGCGCUCCGGGCCUUCUCCCUGCAGGCAGCUGUGGUCGUGGUGUUCAAUUUUGCUAUGGUUCUGCUCAUUUUCCCUGCCAUUCUCAGCAUGGAUUUGUAUCGGCGCGAGGACAGAAGACUGGAUAUUUUCUGCUGUUUCACAAGCCCCUGCGUGAGCAGGGUGAUCCAGGUGGAGCCGCAGGAGAGCGCCUGCUUCCCGCCCCCGCCCUACGGUGGCCAUGGCUUCGCGCACGAGACGCAGAUCACCAUGCACUCGACAGUGCAGCUGCGCACCGAGUACGACCCUCGCACACACGUGUACUACACCACAGCCGAGCCGCGCUCUGAGAUCUCCGUGCAGCCCCUCACCCUCGCGCAGGACCCCCUCAGUGGCCAGAGCCCCGAGAGCGCCAGCUCCACCCGGGACCUGCUGUCCCAGUGCUCAGAGGCCAGCCUGCACUGCCUGGAGCCCCCCUGCACCAAGUGGACGCUGUCGUCCUUUGCCGAGAAGCACUAUGCCCCUUUCCUCCUGCGGCCGAAAGCCAAGGUGGUGGUGAUCUUCCUUUUCCUGGGCCUGCUGGGCGUCAGCCUUUACGGGACCACCCGCGUGCGUGAUGGGCUGGACCUCACGGACAUUGUGCCCCGGGAGACCCGAGAGUACGAUUUCAUUGCUGCACAGUUCAAGUACUUCUCCUUCUACAACAUGUACAUCGUCACCCAGAAGGCCGACUACCCGAACAACCAGCACCUGCUCUACGACCUCCACAGGAGCUUCAGCGACGUGAAGUACGUCAUGCUGGAGGAGAACCGGCAGCUCCCCAAGAUGUGGCUGCACUACUUCCGGGACUGGCUUCAGGGACUUCAGGAUGCCUUCGACAGUGACUGGGAAACAGGGAGAAUCAUGCCAAACAAUUACAGGAACGGAUCAGAGGACGGGGUCCUGGCCUACAAGCUCCUGGUUCAGACCGGCAGCCGUGACAAGCCCAUCGACACCAGCCAGCUGACGAAGCAGCGGCUGGUGGACGCGAACGGCAUCAUUAACCCCACGGCGUUCUACAUCUACCUGACCGCCUGGGUCAGCAACGACCCUGUGGCCUACGCCGCCUCCCAGGCCAACAUCCGGCCGCACCGCCCGGAAUGGGUACACGACAAGGCUGACUACAUGCCAGAGACCAGGCUGAGAAUCCCGGCCGCGGAGCCCAUCGAGUACGCCCAGUUUCCUUUCUACCUCAACGGCCUGCGCGACACUGCGGACUUUGUAGAAGCGAUUGAGAAAGUCCGGACCAUCUGCAACAACUACACGAGCCUGGGCCUCUCCAGCUACCCCAACGGCUACCCCUUCCUCUUCUGGGAACAGUACAUCGGCCUCCGCCACUGGCUCCUGCUGUCCAUCAGCGUGGUGCUGGCCUGCACGUUCCUGGUCUGCGCCGUCUUCCUCCUGAACCCCUGGACAGCUGGGAUCAUUGUGACCGUCCUGGCCCUGAUGACGGUAGAGCUCUUCGGCAUGAUGGGUCUCAUCGGGAUCAAGCUGAGUGCGGUCCCUGUGGUCAUCCUCGUGGCCUCCGUGGGCAUUGGCGUGGAGUUCACCGUGCACGUGGCGUUGGCCUUUCUGACAGCCAUCGGCGACAAGAACCGCAGGGCCGUGCUUGCCUUGGAGCACAUGUUCGCGCCCGUCCUGGAUGGGGCCGUGUCCACUCUGCUCGGAGUCCUGAUGCUUGCUGGGUCGGAGUUUGACUUCAUUGUCAGGUAUUUCUUUGCUGUCCUCGCCAUCCUGACGAUCCUGGGUGUUCUCAAUGGGCUGGUUUUGCUUCCAGUGCUUCUGUCCUUCUUCGGGCCGUACCCUGAGGUGACUCCGGCCGGCGGACUGGGCCGACUGCCGACCCCAUCCCCGGAGCCUCCCGCCAGCGUGGUGCGGUUCGCCGUGCCCCCGGGCUGCCCGCACGCGGGCUCCGACUCCUCAGACUCCGAGUACAGCUCCCAGACGACAGUGUCGGGCCUCAGCGAGGAGCUGCGCCACUACCAGGCCCAGCAGGAGCCCCGGGGCCCGGCCCGCCGCGUGGCCUUGGAGGCCACCGAGAACCCGGUCUUCGCCCGCUCCACCGUGGUCCGCCCCGAAGGAAGGGCCCCCCCGCGCUCCAGCCCCACACAGCGCGCCCCCCCAGACUCGGGACCCCCGCCUCGGAGGGAGCCCCCCCGGGAAAGCUCCCGGCCGCCCCCCUACCAGCCGCGCAGAGACGCCUUUGAAAUUCCUCCCGAGAGACCUCCGUGCCCGGGCCCCCGGGGAGCCCGCGCCCACGGCACCCGGCACCCGGCGUUUGCUGCCAGGGGCGGCGCCGUGCCCGGCUGCUGCCAGCCCUUCACCACGGUGACCGCCUCGGCCUCGGUGACAGUGGCCGUGCACCCGCCAGGUCCUGUGCCCGCACCCGGCUGCAUGUCCCGAGGAGGGCUGGGUCCCGGCUGUGAGGACUGCCCCGACGCGGGCCACCGGCACUUCGAGGACCCCCACGUGCCUUUCAGCAUGCGCUGUGAGAGGGGGGGCUCCAAGGCUGAAGUCAUCGAGCUGCAGGACGUGGAGUGCGAGGAGACGCCCCGGAACACAGCUCUGACAGAGGCCGAGUGAACUCGGAAGCGGAGAGGCCAAAGACCGGAAGCCCCGUCCCCACCCCCACCUCCUUCCAGAACCUUGACGAGAAGUGUUGGAAGUUAUGGAUACAGCUGCACCCAGGGGCAGCGCACUGUUACUGUAACCAAUUGUAUCAUUUUGUGAGAUAUUUCUAUAAAUAUUUAAGAGGUGUACACAUCUGUAAUAUAGGAGGAGUGAUGUAAAGUAGUGUGACGUGGCUCUCCCCACACGUGCCCCAGGGCCUUAGCACGGCCUCUCCCUGUUUGUACAGGUCUUGUGCCACAACCAACCUUAACUUACUCUUAAAUUCCAGCAUAUGUUGCUGCUGCUUAAAUAUUGUAUAAUUUACCUGUAUAAUUCUAUGCAAAUAUUGCUUAUGUAAUAGGACUAUUUUGUAAAGGUUUUUUAAAAAAUAUUUUAAAUUUGCAUAUCACAACCUGUGGUAGUCUGAAAUGUUACUGUUAACUUGCAAACACGCUAUGCGUGGUAAUUUUGUGGUUGUUUAAUGAGCAGACAUGAAGAAAGCAUGUUAACCCCGUUGGCUUCUCUGGGCAUAGGCCCAAUGACUCUCCCGUGUGGCUGCGUGUGUGGGCGUGUGUGACUUCCCAGCAUUACUGUACUGUGAUUUUUUUUUUCCUUCUCACUUUUGUAACCCUCAGUGGGUUGUGACCUUGUCAGGCUGGAGGGGUCGGGUGUCUUCACAGCUUUGGUCGCGGGUCUCUCGCCCGGAGACAGCCCGCCUCCUGCCUCAGCGGCAGAUGGUGGGCUCCUGUCUCCUGUCAGGUGGUCAGGGAGUGUCACAGGCUGGGCGAGACCCAGAGCGGCCCCUGCUGAGCAGGUCGUCUCUGCCCACCCGGCUUACUGAAGAUCUGGGGGAAGAGGCCCGCCAGGGGCUGUUCUGGGCCCUUCCGAAGCCCCCUGCUCUUAACUUGCACAGUGAUUGGCAGUUUGGGGACUGUCUCCACGUGGUGAAGGGCUCCAGCGUGGGCACGGGGACUGCUGGAGGGAGGGCUCCCAGCCCCCCUGAGCCGAGAGAGCAAGGGGCGGGUCUCCAACCAGGAUUUCUAAAAGUCCUUCAGGUUUGCUCCUGAACCCCCUGCCAGCCGCUUUCCAGGAAGCACUUGCCAUGCAGAUCAGGCCACUGAGGAGCACGGGCCUCUUCCUGGAAAGCCUGGUCCCCUGGCCCCCAGCAGCAGGGGCCUCCGCAGGGGGCUCUCUGGCCUGUGCUCCCAGCGGGCGGCUCCGCUGCUGUGGUCAGCCACUUUGCUGGUCUUACGGGGUCCAGCUCUGCCCAUUAGGGGCACGUGACACGGGCCCCCGCCCCCCACCUCAGUCACUUCCCUCCUGAGUGCUGGCUGGUGCUCCGUGGCCGCCGUCCACACGCCUGGGCUCCUGAGUCAUCGAGCACCGGGAGGACCUGGGGACUGAGGCACCGGAAUCUCGCUGUUAAAUAGUUUUAUUUUGUCUUUCUUGUUUAUUUGGAUGUUUUAAUUUUUUUAAAAGUCUGCAGAUAUUUAUGAUUUUGUAUCAUAAGAAUGUUUUCCUACAGUAUUUGUCAUGCCAGUCUAUAACAAAAAAAUGCAGGGAUUUUAUUUGUAUUUGGAAACACUAUUACAGCUAUGUUUUGAACAGAAUUUUUAUUUGUAUAGAGUGCUUACUAAUGUUAAAUAGUUCAGAGUAUAUAACAUUUUCAUUAAGGACUCAUGGUAGGAUGUAGUGUAAGGAGUUUAAAGGAAAUAAAUAUUCAAACUGGGUCUCAUUGUCUGCCAGUUUUGGUGGAAAUGGGUUUGUAUCAUUUCAGUUACAAAGAUAAAAGUAUGCCAUAUAAUUUAUUUAUAUGAAAAUUUAUUUUUGUAGUGUACAUAGUAGUCAUCAAGUCUUUUGACAGAAGUAUAUUUUUAAAGAAUUUAUAUGUGAUGACUCCAUAAUGUCUGGAACUUGGCUGAGACAUGCAUGGGGCACACUUUUCAUUGUAAAGGACAUCAAGAGAAGGAAAAUGUCUAACAGUGUUAAGAGAGUGUGAUUGAGUGAAUAUUCAUGCAAUUAUCAAACGUGUAUUAGUUACCAUUUGUGACCUCGUAUGGUUCUCAUUUUAAAACUUGGAAGGCAGAAAUGUACAAACUCUCUGAAUAUUAAUGUUAAAACACUGAUAGAAAUUCUAACAUGAAUAAAAAAUAAUAUAACUUGUUGGCUA
This is a messenger RNA of Sorex araneus (European shrew), 6772 nucleotides long. RefSeq names its product patched 1 (gene PTCH1). Gene Ontology annotation, biological process: smoothened signaling pathway. Lineage: Eukaryota; Metazoa; Chordata; Mammalia; Eulipotyphla; Soricidae. Gene Ontology annotation, molecular function: hedgehog receptor activity; smoothened binding; hedgehog family protein binding. The transcript has 24 exons. Gene Ontology annotation, cellular component: plasma membrane. The coding region runs from base 283 to 4575 and encodes 1430 amino acids. The record is from RefSeq and is a predicted model, not a curated record.